Molecule: messenger RNA, 1790 nt
Organism: Drosophila willistoni
Lineage: Eukaryota; Metazoa; Arthropoda; Insecta; Diptera; Drosophilidae
Gene: Cndp2
Product: cytosolic non-specific dipeptidase
Exons: 6
Coding region: 143-1585 (480 amino acids)
Biological process (GO): proteolysis
Molecular function (GO): metallodipeptidase activity
Source: RefSeq, a predicted model, not a curated record
UGCUAACGCCUGAGCCAAUUCUUCGAAUAAACAGCGGUCGGAAUUUUAUAUUUAAGCGGUUGCCUUUAGAAUUACAAUUUAGUGAUUGUUUUAACUAGUCGCUAGCCAAGUUGACCAGAGUUCUUUGGAUCCAUACAAUAAGAUGGCAGAAGUACCGCUACCCAAUGAACUGCAGCAGCUUUUUGCUUUUGUGGAGGGAAAGAAGUCUGAUUACAUUGAUACCCUCAAGACUGCUGUGGCCAUUCAGUCGGUAUCGGCUUGGCCAGAUAAGCGUGGAGAAAUUGAUCGUAUGGUGGACUGGACCGCAGAUAAAUUGAAGGCUUUGGGCACUGAAAUAGAAUUCGUUGACUUGGGUAAACAAACGCUGCCAACUGGCGAGGUGAUCCCAUUGCCGAAACUCUUGUUGGGCACUUUGGGCAAGGAUCCCAAGAAGAAGACUGUGCUGGUAUAUGGUCACUUGGAUGUGCAGCCAGCUUUAAAGGAGGAUGGCUGGAACACAGAUCCUUUUGUCCUGACUGAAGUCGAUGGCAAGUUAUUCGGACGCGGUGCGUCCGAUGAUAAGGGACCUGUUUUGUGCUGGAUUCACGCCAUCGAAGCAUAUCAGAAGCUCAACAUUCCACUAUCUCUUAAUGUGAAAUUCGUCUUUGAGGGCAUGGAGGAGAGCGGCAGUGAGGGUCUCGAUGAAUUGCUUAUGUCGAGAAAGAAUGAUUUCCUUGGCGAUGUUGACUAUGUGUGCAUAUCGGACAACUAUUGGCUGGGUAAGAAGCGUCCCUGCCUUACUUAUGGCCUCCGUGGUCUGGCCUACUUCCAAGUGGAGGUAGAAUGCGCUACCAAGGAUCUGCACAGUGGUGUCUUUGGCGGCACUGUUCAUGAAGCAAUGCCCGAUCUCUGCUAUCUGCUAAGCCAAUUGGUCGACAAGGACACUAAAAUUUUAAUUCCUGGUGUCGAUCGCGAUGUUGCUCCACAAUUGAAGAACGAGGCGGCAAUCUAUGAGAACAUUGACUUUGAAGUGGCUGAGUACAAGAAAGACGUUGGUGUUAACCACCUGCCACAUAAUGGAGACAAGACCAGGCUGCUUCAGGCUAGAUGGCGUUAUCCCAGCUUGUCCAUUCACGGCAUUGAAGGCGCUUUUUAUGAACCUGGAGCAAAGACUGUUAUACCCAAGAAGGUGAUUGGCAAGUUCUCCAUUCGUCUAGUACCCGACCAGGAUCCAGACCACAUCAAUGAAUGCGUUACCAACUACAUCAACCAAAAGUGGGCGGAGCGUGGGUCACCAAAUAAGAUGAAGGUUGUUAUGCUGUCUGCUGGCAAACCAUGGACUGAGGAUCCCAAUCAUCCACAUUACGAAGCUGCCAAACGCGCUGUCAAGCAUGUCUUCCAUGUCGAACCCGACAUGACCCGUGAGGGUGGUUCCAUUCCUGUUACUCUUACCUUGCAGGAGGCCACUGGCAAGAACGUCAUCCUGGUGCCCGUCGGCGCCUGCGACGAUGGUGCUCAUUCUCAGAAUGAGAAAAUCGAUAUCUACAACUAUGUCGAGGGUACUAAAUUGCUCGGUGCCUACCUUCACGAGGUUGGAAAGUUGUAAUCACCUUGGAACGAAAGAUUCACACACAAACAUAAUCACAUUGAAACGUCACAGCUGUGCACUUAUUUUUAUAAAUUUUUCUUUAUAUACAAUAUACUAUGCAUGAAUUUAAUGUUUUUUCAAAGAAAUAACAAAAUGAAUAUGCAUUUAUAAAAAAAUUAUCACCAAAUGUGUGAAUAAAAUUUUUAUUUCCUAAAAAAAAAAA